Messenger RNA from Colletotrichum destructivum, 696 nucleotides. RefSeq lists its product as uncharacterized. The record is from RefSeq and is a predicted model, not a curated record. Lineage: Eukaryota; Fungi; Ascomycota; Sordariomycetes; Glomerellales; Glomerellaceae. The coding region runs from base 1 to 258 and encodes 85 amino acids. The transcript has a single exon.
AUGGCCACCUCCUCGUUCGUGGCUCUCAAUUCCUUCACAGGUCAAUGCCGACCCCAUCGCCGCCCCCCAGAAGCUUAUCUUGACCGCUGCUCGUUAUUCAUCUGCCCUGCCCGCCACAUUAAAGUCGGUUGCCCGUUAAACUUGCAGCAAUGCCUUGGCAGUACCCGGGCGGUUGCAGGACGGGAAAAUGCCUCCUUGAUAUCGCCCCCAUCGUCGUCAACACCUUCCACGAGUCUCUUCGUGGCGCCCCACGCAUAAACAAAGAUUAGGCUUUCAAACGUUCGAUGAAGGGCGAUAAUGUCUUGCAGAGUACCAACACCACCCCCUCAUCACGGUAGCAUCUUUCCGUCGUUGCUGACUGACCAUCUCAUCUUAGCUAUGGAUGCUGCAAGCUGUGCUCAUAAAAUGACCCAUUGUUCCGUAUAUUAUGCCAACAAGAGCGUCGUUGUUGGAAAGUACUUCUUUGGCCAUCUCCGAUGUGUUGAGGUUUUACGUCAAACCCAAGCCACAGCGAUCUGGUCCAGAAUUGGGUUGAACACUUGAUUUCAUGCCUUGUGUACACCGACAUUACCAUUCUCGGACAUGUUUUGCUAUGUCAACGACAUCCUACCCAGCCGGAUCUGCUGGACCGCACUCAGCCAUCCACGUUUCUAUCCUGGGUAGUUGCGAGAAGCCCUGUGCUAAGGUAUUCUAUCA